CAUACAUACUCCGAUUUGAGGCUCGCCCGACGCUCGUCACCGUGAAUCACGGCUGAUCACGGCUGAUCACGGCUUCCGCUGCCGUCAAGACUGUCCGAGAGUGUUCCCGUGGCGUUCGCAGCGGAAUCGCAGGAAAAAUGGCGACGGAGGAAAUUGACCGAGCUAAGAUUGAGUCUAUGCUACGUACACUAAAAUUAUCUGGUCACGUUGGAUUUGACAGUCUGCCUAGUCAAUUGGUGAAUAAAUCAGUGCAAAAUGGAUUUGUAUUCAACAUUCUCUGCAUUGGUGAAACUGGACUCGGAAAAUCUACACUUAUGGAUUCCCUUUUUAACACGAGCUUUGAAUCUAGUCCCAGCCCUCAUAAUCUACCAUCCGUAAAACUUAAGGCACAUACUUAUGAAUUGCAAGAGAGCAAUGUCAGACUGAAACUGACAAUUGGUGAUACAGUCGGUUAUGGUGAUCAAAUCAAUAAAGAGGACAGCUUUAAGGCAGUCGUCGAUUAUAUAGAUGCGCAGUUUGAAGCUUAUUUACAGGAAGAGUUAAAAAUCAAACGUAAUCUGGCAACCUAUCAUGACAGUCGCAUCCAUAUUUGCCUAUAUUUUAUAUGUCCUACUGGCCAUGGCUUGAAAUCUAUCGAUCUAGUAUGCAUGAAGAAACUGGAUACCAAAGUUAACAUCAUUCCAAUUAUUGCUAAAGCAGAUACAAUAUCGAAGACUGAGUUACAGAAAUUUAAGAGUAAGAUAAUAUCUGAGUUGCAAAACAAUGGAAUACAUAUUUAUCAGUUUCCAACCGAUGAUGAAAGCGUAUCAGAUAUAAACGCCACUAUGAACACUCAUGCACCUUUUGCUGUCGUCGGAAGUACCGAUUUCGUUCGCGUCGGUAAUAAAAUGAUGCGUUCUCGUCAAUAUCCAUGGGGUACAGUUCAAGUCGAAAAUGAAUCUCAUUGUGACUUCGUAAAACUACGUGAGAUGUUGAUAAGUACUAAUAUGGAAGAUAUGCGCGAGAAAACGCAUUGUCGUCAUUAUGAACUCUACCGGAAAAAGAGAUUAGAACAGAUGGGCUUUAGUGACGUUGAUAGCGACAAUAAACCUGUAAGUUUUCAACAAACAUGCGAAGCAAAGAGAUCCAUUCAUUUGCAAGAAUUGCAACAAAAAGAAGACGAAAUGCGCCAAAUGUUUGUCGCUCGAGUUAAAGAAAAAGAAGCUGAACUGAAAGAAGCAGAAAAAGAGCUACAUAGUAAAUUCGACAAGCUAAAGAAAGAUCAUACUGAGGAAAAGAAGAAAUUGGAGGACAGUCGUAAAAAACUUGAAGAUGAUAUAUUGGAAUUCAAUAAACGAAAAACGCAAUUUUCGCAACCCCAACAUCAUACGCUGACGUUAGGCAAAAGCAAAAAGAAGUAAAACGUAUCUCAUCAUCUUUUUAUACCAUUUAAAUAUGAUCAUGCAUUUUAAUUGCAUUAUC
Cyphomyrmex costatus is the source of this 1461-nucleotide messenger RNA. It is a transcript of the gene Septin2, whose product is annotated as septin 2. Bases 138 to 1400 code for a protein of 420 amino acids. The transcript is spliced from 8 exons. Gene Ontology annotation, molecular function: GTP binding. The record is from RefSeq and is a predicted model, not a curated record. Lineage: Eukaryota; Metazoa; Arthropoda; Insecta; Hymenoptera; Formicidae.